This is a messenger RNA of Panicum virgatum (switchgrass), 1777 nucleotides long. RefSeq lists its product as uncharacterized. Bases 686 to 1549 code for a protein of 287 amino acids. The transcript is spliced from 3 exons. The record is from RefSeq and is a predicted model, not a curated record. Lineage: Eukaryota; Viridiplantae; Streptophyta; Magnoliopsida; Poales; Poaceae.
UUUCGGGUUGAAGUUUGCGAUGCACUUAUAACCUUUGGUUUGGAUCCGAAUAGUCCAGUUCAGUGUGCAGGUGAUUAUCCUUAAUUUUUCCGGUCUUCGUUUUAUUCCUCUACUACAGUACAUAUGCCGUUUUGUGUUUAGUGAGAUUUCACAGUGAAAAAGUGCCCAAUCAUCGGUCAAAGGCAUCAGAUCAGUGCCAUUAGUUUGUUUCGUUUUGGUACGAUUUCUAGGAGGUACAGCUUCAGUAGAGGUGGAUGUUGGAAAUAAAAUCAGUUAAGAUAUAUGUGAUCUUCACUGGAAAACGUUUAAACCACCUAAAUGCGAUUAAGUAAACCUAAUGACAAAAUCCUAUUGGGCUGUGAUCAGCAGACCCAUUAGGCCCGUUUCCAGAGGCUGGCCCCCAGCCCCACAGUGGCUAUAAAUAUAAGGUCGUGGUUAGCACACCUUAAUCACCCAUUCACGUCAUUCUAAAACCCUAGCCACCGCUAGUCUGAUCGCUAAGGGCAUUGGAGGGGUUUGGAAGGCCAAGCACUCCUAUUGGCGCUCGGAGGACGCCGAUUCGCUGCUGCAUCUCCUACACCGACAAGAACGCCUACUUUCUCUACGGAUGAGGCGUAAAUGGCUGCUGCUACUGCUAACGCUGUGAACACUUUGACGGGCUACCUGAAGUCCAUUGAGCCCCUAAAUGGCCCCAACUACCCCCAACUGGUAUAAAGAUGUUCAGGUGGCCAUUGUUGUGUGCGAGUAUGAUCUCGCCUUACGUCAAGACAAGCCAGCAGAGCCCGCUGAUCCCAAUGGUGAUCGUACUGCCAUUGAGAAGUGGGAGAGAUCGGACAGGAUGGCCAACAUGAUCAUUAAGAACACGAUCUCUCCGGCCAUCUGUGGUGCUAUUCCUGAUAAGGACCAGGAUGGUAAUGAGAUGAGCACCAAGGCAUACCUUGCCAAGGUGGAGGAGAACUUUAAGAGUUCUUCCAAAAUUUAUGCUAGCACCCUGAUCACGAAGAUGCUGACUUCACAGUAUGAUGGGCAAAGUGGAAUCAGGGAGCACAUUAUGAGCAUGUGUGACAUGGCAAAUAAGCUGAAGACAUUGGAUAUGGCUAUCUCUAAUGGUUUUCUGGUGCACUUCAUCAUGACUUCUCUACCAGUACAGUACAGUCCCUUCAAAAUAAGCUACAACACUCUGAAGGCGACUUGGAGCAUGGCUGAGCUCAUUAGCUACUGUGUUGAGGAAGAAGAAAGGCAGAAAGCUGAGAGGAUGAAGGAUGCUGUCAACAUGGUCAGCGAGCGCUUUGGGCGUGUUAGCAUGAGCAACACUCCUAAGCAUCAGGCUGAGUCAGGCAGCAGUAGGCAGCAUAAGAAGAAGUUUAAGGGCCAUAAGAGCAAGGCCGUGUCACAUAAGAAGACCUCUAAUGAGAGGUUGUGCAAGUUCUGCAAGUCACCUAAGCAUGAGCAGAAGGAUUGCCAUGGAUUUAAGGAGUGGCUUAAGAACAAAGGUAUUCAGUUCAAUCCGAACUAUAAGAGAGGGGGAGUGAAGCCUAAGAGUGGCUGAUGGCAAUGAAGUGAAGGUUGAAGGCAUUGGGAGCUUUGACUUGGAGUUACCAGGCGGCUUCAACCUUAGUUUGCAUGAUGUUCUUUAUGUUCCUAGUUUGAAGAGAAACCUUAUUUCUGUUUCGCGUUUAGAUAAGUCGGGACAUAUUUGUAAGUUUGGCAACUCUGUAUGCAACAUUAAAUUUCAUAAUUUAAGUGUGGUCCUUGGUCAUUUGCAAGGCGAUCUUUA